Messenger RNA from Paramuricea clavata, 669 nucleotides. The record is from the annotation of a GenBank genome assembly. NCBI's taxonomy places the organism in Eukaryota, Metazoa, Cnidaria, Anthozoa, Malacalcyonacea, Plexauridae.
AUGAAGGAGGACACAGAGGAUUAUAUCUUCGACUAUCACAGGAGCAAAUUAACAUUUGGUUUGCUGUUAUUUGAAUUUGAAGAUGCUGUCAAGGAAGGAGAUGGUGAUAGAUUGUUAAAUGUUUAUAAAUUUGCCUUACUAUUUUACAAAUGUUACGGUCAUCAUAAAUAUGCAUAUGUAAUAUUUUUGUAUCUGGUAAAGGUCGAGGCAGCCAUAUCAGAGAUGCAGGCUGCAUCACUGAAAUAUAAUAGAUUUUAUAGCAGAUCAGGUGGAAAAGGAUGUAACAUUUCAUCAGAUCUGAAGAUGGAACAGUUGAAUAAGUUACUAAAAACAUUGUGGAGAGGCGUAGGUGCCAACCUAAAUAAAGACAGUGCUGCCAGGGUGGCAAAUGCCAUUGAAAGUCUAGAAUGCAUUAUAGAAUCAAUAGACAAAGACUGUGCUCUUGAUGGCCGAAUAAGGUACCGUUCAAAAGGCAAAACGGAAGACACCGUAAAUAAAAUUGUGAACGAUCUCAUAGAGAAACGAACAUUCAAUUACACUCCAAGAAGGAAUGGAUAUCCAUCAUUUCCUCAAUUUCCAGCACAUCUCCUACAGUCAUUAGAUUUCAGAGAUUUGCAUUCAUGGAUGAAAGGUCAUCUAGAGCAAUGGGAGGCAAUUUAUGAAAAAUAA